Hyphopichia burtonii NRRL Y-1933 is the source of this 727-nucleotide messenger RNA. Its product is annotated as mitochondrial 54S ribosomal protein mL59. The record is from RefSeq and is a predicted model, not a curated record. Gene Ontology annotation, cellular component: mitochondrial large ribosomal subunit. Bases 246 to 719 code for a protein of 157 amino acids. Gene Ontology annotation, molecular function: structural constituent of ribosome. The transcript has a single exon. Lineage: Eukaryota; Fungi; Ascomycota; Pichiomycetes; Serinales; Debaryomycetaceae.
CUCGGCUGAUCCUUAGUUAAAAUCGCCUCGACUGAUCCUUAGUUUAGACCCUUUCAUUACUUAAUAGAUAUUAUAAAUGAACUGUUCAAUUGUAGUUGAUAGAUCUUUGCAACCUGUUCCUGUACGCAGAAUGAAGGAACUUAGAAAAAAAAAAAAAAAAAAAAAUUAACAGUGAGAAUUUUUCACUCGUUAAAAUCGAAAUAUCAGAGAACAGUCAAUCAGACUUCACUUAAACCAGGUCCACCAUGUCCUUGACACCUAAACAAGCUUUCAAUAAGCUUCCUCAGAGGCUUCAUAACUUUUUCAUAAAGUACCCACCAAGACCAUUUGCACAAUAUGCCGAAAAACCAACCAACAUCCAAGACCCAAAUAUGAAUCCAUUCUUACCAAAUAAAAAUUUAGAUAGUGGUAGAUGGCAAGAAGCCAAAUAUUCCUUAAGAAGAGCAUCAGAUUUAUUCAAAAUGGCAUACAAAUUUGGUAUACAAGAUUUAUUACCACCAUUGCCUCAAAAACGCUUCUUUGAAGAUAAAUAUGAAAAUAAAAAAUGGAUGAAGGGUGUUUUGAAACAAAAACAACAAGUUUGGGAAAGAAAAUUACCAGAGAAACUUCAAGCAAGAAAGGAAGCUUUGGAAAAUAUGGACCAAACCAUUAUUGCUGCCAGACCAAGAUACAAAAAACAACUUCAAAAGAAAGAACAAAGAAAGAAUACCUGGUUUUAGUAUUUCUU